UCUAAGAACUUGGCAAGCAGGAGCCUAACACUCAAUAGUCAAAACAGCUAGGAGAGGAAACCUGGAGAGAGAGAGUUUGCUGAGGAAGUUAGCAAGUGAAGAAAAUGGGAAGCGAGGCAAAAAGCAAUGGUAUUGCCAACAGUGAAGGAUUCAAGUCAAGAGUAAAUCGUUACUUGCAUAGUGGAGACACAAAGCAUGUCAUGGCUGGCAUGGUCAUCAUCACUCUUGUCUUUGGUGUCCCUUGGUUCCUCAUGAACAGAGGAACAAAGCACUCGUCUCAUCAAGAUUACAUGGAAAAGGCUGAUAAAGCAAGGCGUGACAGACUUUCUUCAGGUUCUGCUGCUCCAUGAUUUUUGUGUGUGAUCAGUUUGACAGUGGAAAGGGUUUUGGUGAUUCACUUUUCAUCUGCCUGCUUCGGCCAUGGCUAAGCUUCAGGUUGAGGAGUGGGUCUGUAUUUCAUUUUGUAGGAUGCGAUUUGCAAAUGUUUAUGAGAUGAAAACUUGAAAAUUUUCUGAGUUGGCACACCCAAAUAGAAGUACUACUUGGAUUCUUGCUGGCUUAUCUCCAAAACGAUAUCAGUAAGCUGGGUGGAAAUAAGUUGCAUCUACAGAAAUGGAAACUCUUACCAAUCUCGAA
Molecule: messenger RNA, 636 nt
Organism: Populus trichocarpa (black cottonwood)
Lineage: Eukaryota; Viridiplantae; Streptophyta; Magnoliopsida; Malpighiales; Salicaceae
Exons: 2
Coding region: 105-350 (81 amino acids)
Source: RefSeq, a predicted model, not a curated record